Molecule: messenger RNA, 1832 nt
Organism: Rubroshorea leprosula
Lineage: Eukaryota; Viridiplantae; Streptophyta; Magnoliopsida; Malvales; Dipterocarpaceae
Source: the annotation of a GenBank genome assembly
AAGAUUGCAGCGACUAUACAUGUAUAGGAAAAUAGCAGAGCACAUGACAGGGCAUUUGAAAUGCCGUGAGGAUGUGGAUGAAGUUAUUCAUCUUGCGAAUAGUGAGGCAUGGAAACACUUUGAUGGUACCCACCCAACAUUUGUUGAGAAACCUAGAAAUGUUAGACUUGGCCUCUGCACAAAUGGUUUCAAUCCAUUUGGUUGCUUUGCAACACCUUACUCUUGGUGGCCUGUCUUUCCUAUAAUGUACAACUUUCCUCCUAAAUUGUGUGUGAAGUCAGAACAUACAUUUCUUGCCAUGAUAAUUGAUGAACCUAAAAGUCUAGGAAAAAACAUUGAUGUCAUGCUUAGGCCAUUAAUUGAUGAACUUAAGGAAUUGUGGACAAAUGGGAUUGAAACUUAUGAUAAUGGAGCACACAUGGGAAGUUGUCAUGCCCUUAUUGAAUGGAGAACACUGAGAGCUUUAACUACUCCGAUUAUUCAAGUCAGUAACAUGAAGAUGUGGGAGGAAAAAAUUGUCGAGACCAUUUGCAAGUUAGAGAAAGUAUUCCUGUCAGCAUUCUUUGACUCGAUGGAGCAUUUGGCUAUCCAUCUACCAUAUGAGGCAAAAGUUGGAGGACCUGUCCAAUUUCGUUGGAUGUAUCCUUUUGAAAGAAAAGGGUGGUUUGCUGCAUGUAAGAUUAGAGCAAGAGCAAUAAUUGACACUUCAUCGUUGAGUGAUGGUGGAAAUGUUUAUUAUCAAGAUGAUGAUCCUCCUAUGCCACAAUUGGUGCAACCCUAUCAUGUUUCACUAGCAUCUCAAGGAGGAGAACAAGUGGUGAUUAGUGAGGUCAUGCAAUUGCCAUAUGUGUUUGACUCAGCUGCAGUAGGAGCAACCCACUAUUACCAGCCACCAUUGGACGAUGAUCAGUAUCCUGGUGAUGAUGCAAUAAUAGAGGAGGACAUUGAAGAGCGUAAUUUGGAGGCUGAGUUGGAUGCUGAGUUUGUUGUGCUUGAUCCUGAGUUAGAUGCUCAACUGGAGGAGGAGCUAUCAUGUGCUGUCCUAAAGACAAGAGGUGGCAUGGAUAAAGGAGAUGGCGCUCUUGCAGACCCGAGUCAAAGGAAGUUACUUAGCCUUAAUUGCCAAGGCACAUUCAGCCAUGAGAGGUUUGGGAGGAUUGCCACAGUAAUAUGGAAGUACUUGUAUGAUGAGCUAGUGCUUUUUGGUCUAGCUGGCCUGAGGAAAAGAAAAGGGUUGCUUGGGAGAGUUUUCAGAUUACAUUGUCAGAAUCGUUUCCGAGACGAGCUUCAUCGAGCUCGAAAGGCGUGGGUCAAGUGCAAAAAGUUGCCCAAGUUCAUGCAUAAGGAUACCUUUAAAAUUUUGUUGGCAAAAUGGGGGAGUCCAAAAUAUAUUGCACUCCAAGAAAGAGACUGGGAUACACUUUUCUGGAAGGAGGUGGUUGGACCUCGUAAAAAGGGUCAGAUGAGAGGGAUGUCUACAUUACAGGAUCCAGCAGAGCAUGGCACUCCUUGGCGACGGUAUGACAUGAGUGAGGCCUUCUCUUCUACCACCAAGAUUCUUACGACAUAAGUCCAGCAGUUGCAGUCUGAGCUUCUUAAGUUCGGGAAGAAAUGGCUGAGCGAGUUCAGAUAGAGGUGGCCGCACGUAUUCAUACAGAGGUAUCACAGAGAGUAUCAAAGAUGGAGGCCAGCUUUGAGAGGAGAUUCCAAGAGCACAUGUGCUUACUUAGCCAGCAAUAUUCUAUGAAUGCUACACAACCCUAGACUGGUUGUCCUUCUUCUGCACCACCCCAGACUGUUGGUCCUUCUUUUAGAGGGUUUAGACCUGCUCA